AUGGGAUGCAUGCGUGACGGAGGCAUCGCUUCCCUGCUUCCUCUCACUUUUUUGUUUUCUUUUGGAAUUUCGGGCCACGGCACACACACACACGCAGACAUACCUGUCGUCUCUUUUCCAGCAGGAACGUUUCUCGACACAUCUCACAUAUAUUCUCUUCCUGAUACGACGACCAGACAUUACCGUCACUGUUACCGUUACCUCUCACCUCCGCUGAAUCCUCUUCCAUGGGAUGGAUGUGUCGAUGACACCAGAACUGCUCUAAGUUCCGUUUCCCGGGAGGAGACACAGAUGCAUGUGUGGUUGUUAAUGCCUCUCUCAUACAUGUGCAUGUCUCCCUCCUAUGACUUUUGUAAAUGUAGACAGACGAUGAUAGAAGUAGAGAUGAUGAAAUCCUAG
This is a messenger RNA of Rasamsonia emersonii CBS 393.64, 399 nucleotides long. RefSeq lists its product as uncharacterized. Bases 1 to 399 code for a protein of 132 amino acids. Lineage: Eukaryota; Fungi; Ascomycota; Eurotiomycetes; Eurotiales; Trichocomaceae. The record is from RefSeq and is a predicted model, not a curated record. The transcript is spliced from 2 exons.